Cyphellophora europaea CBS 101466 is the source of this 1143-nucleotide messenger RNA. RefSeq lists its product as uncharacterized. The record is from RefSeq and is a predicted model, not a curated record. NCBI's taxonomy places the organism in Eukaryota, Fungi, Ascomycota, Eurotiomycetes, Chaetothyriales, Cyphellophoraceae. The transcript has a single exon. Bases 1 to 1143 code for a protein of 380 amino acids.
AUGUCACUGACUACACAUGCUGCGAAAGGCUCCGCGUCCUCGACGCCCUACCAGCUGGACCCAGAACAGACGCUUAAGGCCUCCAAAGCGCUGCUCGACCAUCUUCGCGCGGAAACUGAACGUCUGCAAGCCUCCGCGACCAAGCAAUCGCUGCUCAAAGGCGGUGAUUCAGACUCAGAAGACAACGAGUCAGCCGGAGACGAGACACCGAUCUGGUUGUCUUUGACUACCAAGCAGCACAUUGUCGACAAGAACCGCCUCAAGCCAUCAAAAAUCACCGUACCUAAUUCCCUGAAUACCUCUCCUGACCUCAACAUCUGCAUAAUUGCAGCCGAUCCCCAGCGAGCACUAAAAAAUGUGAUUGCCGAUGAUAGCUUUCCCUCUGAGCUCGCAGCGCGCAUCACGAGAAUCAUUGGUCUCACAAAACUCAAAGCCAGGUACAAGUCCUUCGAGCAGCGGAGAGCAUUGCGAGACGAGCACGACAUCUUCCUUGCCGACGACCGGAUCGUUACUAGACUUCCGGAUGCCCUAGGAAAGGUCUUCUACAAGAGCACGUCUAAACGUCCUGUGCCUAUCCGCAUAGCGGAUCUGAAGCGAGUCGAUGGAAAGCGAGUCAAGCCCGAGAAGAACAAGAAAAAAUCAGCGGAGGAGAAGUCAUCAGCAGUCUCUAGUCCUGCUGUAGUCGCAAAGGAGAUCAAGCGAGCUAUAGAUGCCGUAUCGGUACAUCUUAAGCCAGGGACUAAUGUUGCUGUUAGGGUGGGUCUUGCGUCUUUCUCGCCCGAUCAACUAGCCGACAACAUCAGCAUCGUUACGAAGAACAUCAUCGAAAAUCAUGUUGUGAAAGGUUGGAGAAACGUAAGAAGUAUCCACGUCAAGUCACCUACGUCAACUGCGCUGCCGAUAUGGUUAGCCGACGAGCUGUGGGCCGAUGAGGGGGAUGUCCAGGAGUCAGGCCCAGCUAUUGAGGUCGAUGGGGAAACUCUCAAGCGGAAGCGGAACCAAAGCUCGCACAAAGGCCCUCAGGCAGGACAGAGGAAGAAGGCAAAGACUGGCGAGGCUAUUGCAAACGCCGGUAGGAAGCAACGGCUGGCUGCAGAGAAGGAGAAAGCAUUCACGAGUGCUGCGAAAGCUGUCAUAGUAUGA